AGUCCUCCAUCGGGCGAGCUCCGGGGUGCUCGCCCCUUGCCUGAUCCCGAAUUACCUGUACACUCGUGAGCGAAACAUACGACGUACAUUUAGUAAGAAAAUUAUACGAAUUAUAGUUUCAAAUGAUCAGUUUCCACUUGAAUUAUGAGUCUUGUAAUAAUGCUUCCGUAACUAACGAAACGAGUGCAUAACUCAGCCAAACUGUGCAACGAUAACUUGGUAACGAUGACGCGAACGACAACGAUGGACCCGCUGGGGCUUCUGCAGCGGUUCGGGGUCUCCACCACCGGCCCCACGCCGACCACUUCUCCAAACGGAGUAGCUAAGCCCAGCGCCAAUGGCAACAAGCGACCCACUCCCAUCAUUAUCUAUCCUACUGUCACCCCAGAAUCGAUUGUGGUGCCGAUUGUCUCGUGCAUUUUCGGCUUUCCACUUUUAGCCCUCACUGUCAUCUGCUGUCUUAGAAGAAGAGCAAAAUUAGCAAGGGAACGAGCUCGUCGGCGGAACUGUGAGCUGGACCGCGGGGAGCUGUCAGUGGUGCGGUUGUCGCCGGUGAAGUGUAAACCGCGGGCCGUCAGCCUCACCCGCUCGCCGCGGCCUCCCCCCACCCUAGAGCUGGACACUGUACUCGAAGAGCGCUCCGACCCUGAGCAGACCACCAUCUCACAGGUUGAGGUAACACCAGAUCGCGAAGUGGGCGCGAUACUGUUUAGCGCAGUGGGAGCAAUGGGCACGGCAGCAGCGGCGGCGGUCUGCGCGCGGGACAGCUAGCGGCGGGGCUCGGCGCAGCUCGGGGCGCGCUCGCCGCUCUGGGCCGCGCUGACCAGCCAGCCUCUCGACGAGGAUGACGCCGACGACCCUCCCCUCGACAGCUAGCAGCUCGACGAGCGCUCCCUGGCCGACAUCGGCGAGCGCAUGAAACUUUUCCUAGACAUUCCGCUUAGAUUCUAAUCCAUAAUCCACGUGCGUGCCAAGCCAACAUGUAAACUCACAGUGUGUCAUCUCAUCAAUUUUAAAUGUUUUAUCAUGUAAUUAUAUGGAUUGACUAAUGUAACGAUUUAGAUAUUAGAGAAUUUCGAAUUUAAAACAGUCUGUGGACAUAGCUUUAGUAAACCAAAACAAAAGGGCCUAAAUCUUAUAACUUACUGUUUAUGAAACUUAACAACUUUCAAAAGAAAUAAAAGCAAGUAAGUAAGUGUGCUUAUAAUAUUAUUUUUAAAUUUUCAGACGUUCUAGUCCAAUAAGCUUAGGUAGCUUGUUUUUUCGUACCUACUGAACCAGAUGUACAUAAGUAGAUUUCUUUGGAAAAUUGUUCAGUUUUACGAAAUUAGUUGCGGAAAUUUGGAAGGUGUUUAAAAAUCACACUACAUAUUGAGGAAGUUCACGUACCCCUACUACUUAAGCUUUAAUUCAUAUAACACUACGCGGUUGGGCCAAAAUGUUAAAAAAGUGUAUAUUUGUAGGUAGGUACAUAUCUAUGAAGCUUCAAGUUUGUACUCUAAAUUAGAAUAGAACAUGUUUCUUACAGAGAUGGAGCAUGGAAGCAAAGCAUAAUAAUGUGCUGUAGUUAUGUAGUGUAACUUGCACAACGUUGAACAAUGCACCAAUGAAAAUUAUAAAUAAACGAAGAAAUUUCAAUGAAAUCGAUUGUUCAUAAAUAAUUUAAAUGGAAACUAGAAACACCCAAGUUAUACUUAUGUAUAAAUAUAUCAAACGACCAAAAGUUAAAUGUAGUAUCUACUAUUUCCUGGCAAAUUAAAAUUAUAACAGUAGUUUAGAUAUGUUAAUUUAAUUCAACAAAACAUUUUAUAACACAUAAUAUGGUCUGCGCAAAUAGUUACUUUGUUGUGUAAAGUUAACGUUUAUUUCGAAACCUUCGACAAAAUAUCAAAUAAAAAUUUAUAAAUCACUUCACUAGGUAAAAAAUUUUAGAUACCGAAAUAUUUUGUAUUCACAAUGUCACUUGCUUAUUUUGUUAAAUCACUAUGUAUUAUAAAUUCCUUAAACAGAAGCUUGCCUGUUAGUUUGAUGCCUUUUGAAUUCCGUCAUUGGGCAUACCUAUAAAAUCGAGUUAGCUUAAGCAACAUCUCUACAUUACCGCAUAUACGAGUAGGUAUAUAUCUAACGAAAUCUUAUAAACCGUACCAAUUAAAAAAUGCAGAAAUGCUAUGUGAAGUGUGAACAAAGAAUUAAGGAUCGGCGGCGAAUCUUUGCAAGUCAAUUCCCAUUGCAUCACGGCUUCACUGAAGAACGAAACCAAACGCUCAUUGGAUGUGGAAAUAGCACCCAAUUUCCAUUGGCCUUUUUAUGGCCGGCCGGUUACAACUCAGCUAUAAAUAGACAUAAUUUGAUUUAAAAAAUAUUGCGCAAACUAGCAGGCAUCAUCAUGAAUUCAUGACAUUUCUCAUGUACCGUUAUAAAUGAUCCUGAAAGAAUAUUGCGAAAAUUAGAAAAACAAGUUACACUUUAAUUUCUAUUUCUCUAUCCCAUGCUCAAAGACAUCACGAACCCUUUGUACCUAGAUACCUAUCGAAAGAUUCACAAUCAAGAAUGCUUGAGAUAAGUACCGAGUCAAAAUUAACAUCAUACUAUUAUCUGUGGUACAUACACAUUGCAAAUAUCUAUGUAACUAUGAUAAAUUAUGCAUCAUUCUAAUGAUUUCUACUUGUUUUCAG
Messenger RNA from Plodia interpunctella (Indianmeal moth), 2675 nucleotides. RefSeq lists its product as uncharacterized. The record is from RefSeq and is a predicted model, not a curated record. Bases 226 to 771 code for a protein of 181 amino acids. NCBI's taxonomy places the organism in Eukaryota, Metazoa, Arthropoda, Insecta, Lepidoptera, Pyralidae. The transcript has 5 exons.